AUGAGCUCGGAACUCCGGUCUCGCAAGUUCCUGAAUUAUCCAGAGCCACUGAAAGGUCCUGAUGUGCCCUAUCGAAAUGAGAGGAAGCCCGUCCCCGGGGUCAGGGGCAUCGUCCUCGUGGCGGCUGCGUUUCUCAUGGAAUGGCUCAGCUUCUUGAGGGAGGCGGUAUGGCGCAACGCUGGAUUCGGCUCUCUGCGCAAGAUUAUUGAGCACAUUGAAGACUAUGAACCGUGGUUUGAGCCUCAAGUCGUUCGCCUGCCAGAGGCAACUGGCGAUGAGGACAAAGCAGCGGAUGAGUCUUCACAACCGCACCCUGUGGAGGAACUAAAGCCAAGUCCGCAUGGCAUCUUUCCCCAGGCGAAAUACUACUCGGUGGCAGAGUACCACAAGCUAUAUCUCUCAGGGGCUUUGACUCCGCUUGAGGUCGUAGAAGCCUUGCUGCCCUUGAUUAGGCGCGAUUUGCCCCAGCCAAACGAGCACUCCAAGGCCUGGUUUGAGACCAAUAUCGGCAGGGUCCUGAGAGCAGCCAGUGAAUCAACUCAGCGAUACAAGGAAAACCGCUCCCUCGGCCCGCUCGAUGGUGUCCCUACGGGUGUCAAGGACGAAUAUGACAUGGAAGGCUACCGCACUUGCCUCGGAUCCAAAAACACGUACACUUCCCCCGACGAGGGAGCCGGUACAACCUGGUGUGUGCGGAAGCUCGAGGCCGCUGGCGCCAUUAUACUUGGCAAGCUCUCAAUGCACGAGUUCGGGCUCGACACGACGGGCAACAACCCCAUCUAUGGCACCCCGCUAAACCCGUACAAUCCGAACUACUACACGGGCGGCAGCUCGUCGGGCACGGGCUACGCAGUUAGCGCCGGCCUCAUUCCUGUAGGCCUUGGCAGCGACGGCGGCGGGAGCAUCCGCAUCCCAUCAAGCUUGUGCGGCGUUUUCGGCCUCAAGCCUACACACGGUCGGCUCUCGUUCAAGCCCGGCCAGAACCAUUGCCUGACAUGCGCUUGCCUCGGUCCCAUCGCUGCCGAUGUCGCAUCGCUCGCAGCCAUGUUCCAAGUCGUCGCGGAACCGCACCCAACCUCUCCAUUCCCUGAUCUCGGACGGCUACGGCUGACGGCCCCCUCGACGGGUGAGCCAAAGAUCCUCGGCAUUCCCACGGACUGGAUCUCGCAGGCGACGCCCACGAUUCAGACGCUCUGCUAUGGCAUGGUGCGGCAGCUGGUACAGGACCACGGCUACAUCACGGUCAAGAUCGACAUUCCGCUCCUGCCCGAAGGCCAGACGGCGCACGCCCUGACGGUGCUGAACGACGCGGCAACGCUGCUGCCGGACACGCGGGGACUGACGGCGGCCAACCGGAUCCUGCUGGCGCUCGGCCGGGUCACGCCCGCGACGGACUAUAUGUUGGCGCAGAAGCUGCGGCGCGUCUUGAUGCAGCACCUGGCCUGGCUGUGGGAACAGCACCCGGGGAUGCUGAUCGUCACGCCCACGACGGCGUGCGAGGGCUGGCCGAUCCGCGGCGGCAGCGCAGAGCUCAAGCACGGCGUCAACGACGGCCACCGCACGAUGCAGAGCAUGGAGUACGUGUGGCUUGCAAACUUUUGCGGCCUGCCGAGCAUCUCGGUGCCCGCAGGCUUCGUCCCGGCCGAGCUCGGGGGCGCGCCCAUCCCCAUCGGCCUCAUGGCCACGGGCGAGUGGUGUGCCGAGGAGCAGCUGCUACGUUUCGGCCUGCUCGCGGAACAGCUCGGUGCUGAGCACAGGCGCCGUCCGCCGAACUGGGUUGAUGUUGUGCAGCUCGCGAGGGGGGCGCGCCGUGCCUGA
Lasiosphaeria miniovina is the source of this 1818-nucleotide messenger RNA. Its product is annotated as amidase signature domain-containing protein. NCBI's taxonomy places the organism in Eukaryota, Fungi, Ascomycota, Sordariomycetes, Sordariales, Lasiosphaeriaceae. Gene Ontology annotation, molecular function: catalytic activity. Bases 1 to 1818 code for a protein of 605 amino acids. The transcript has 3 exons. The record is from RefSeq and is a predicted model, not a curated record.